AUGGCCAUAUCUGGCAGCAUGGAUCAGCUUUCAUGGUUAUUUAUUGACCUUCAAAAUGUGAUCACAAACCUACCAAUGACUAUGCCAGAAGGAACAGAAGAUGGCCCUCUCGCUAUGCAUCUUUGUGAUUUUAAAGUUGAUGAGGAAGAGGGGCCAUUUUACUCUUUCAAUCGCUCAUGGGAACAAUUUCCUGGGAUUGAAGCAAACAAUGGCCUGACUCUCAUACAAGCUUGGGUGGAAGCAUUGUCAAGUCUAAUCUAUAAAGUUUGUCCUAUCAGGGUUUCAACACUUCAGAAGACUGCUAUUAUAGCUGCCAGCAGUGUGCAAACCCAAUUAGCAAAAGGCCCAGUCCAAAACAAAGAUUAUGAGACCUUGACAAGAAGACACUGA
This is a messenger RNA of Suillus subaureus, 390 nucleotides long. RefSeq lists its product as uncharacterized. The record is from RefSeq and is a predicted model, not a curated record. The coding region runs from base 1 to 390 and encodes 129 amino acids. The transcript is spliced from 5 exons. Lineage: Eukaryota; Fungi; Basidiomycota; Agaricomycetes; Boletales; Suillaceae.